AUGAUGCCCGGCAGCGACCGCAUGGACGACACGCUGCGCCGGCUGCUCGACAACCGCGAGGCCCAGGGCCGGCGGCGGCGGCUCACGCUCGCGCCGCCCGGCGCCGUCGACUUCUCGUCCAACUCGUACCUGUCGCUCGCCGCGCACCCGGCGCUCAAGAAGCGCUACCUCGCGCUGCUCGAGCGCAGCGGCGACGCCUUUUCCCUCGGCUCCGGCGGCUCGCGCCUGCUCGACGGCAACAACGCGCUCACCGAGCAGCUCGAGCGCCGCAUCGCCGCCUUCCACCGCGCACCCGCCGGCCUGCUCUUCAACUCGGGCUUCGACGCCAACGCCGGCCUGUUUGGCUGCGCGCCCCAGCCCGGCGACGCCGUCGUGUACGACGCCCUCAUCCACGCGAGCGUGCACGACGGCAUGCGCCUCGGCCGCGCCGACACCCGGCUGCCCUUUGCGCAUAAUACGGUCGAUGGCGGUGCGGAUGCGGACGGCACGCCGGGGAGCUUGAGCGCGGUGCUGGACGGCUUGUGUCGCGGCCCGCACGGCGACGAGUUCCGCAGCGGUCGCCGCAACGUAUUUGUGGCGGUCGAGGGCGUGUACAGCAUGGACGGGGAUGUUGCGCCGCUGCGGGACAUUGUCGCCUGUGUGCGCGAGCGGCUACCACGCGGAAAUGGUCAUAUUAUAGUCGACGAGGCGCACUCUACGGGCAUCCUUGGGCCGCGCGGCCGUGGUCUCGUAUGCCAUCUCGGCCUGGAGGAUGAAAUCUGGGCACGAGUCCACACAUUUGGCAAGGCCAUGGGCUGCUCCGGCGCCAUUGUCCUCUGCUCGCCGACAACCAGGUCAUACCUCAUCAACUACGCUCGAAGCCUGAUAUACACGACCGCGCUCGGCUACCCGUCGCUGGCCGCCAUCCAGACGACGUACGAGUACCUCGCGGCCGGCCUGGCUGACGGCCAGCACGCGAACCUGCAGGCGCUCACCCGCCAGGCGCACGGCCGCCUGGGCCGCUUGUGUCGGCAGCACCGCAUCCCGCCGGUCGUCCUGCGGAUUAACCCGACGCUGCCCGAGUCGCCCAUCCUCCCGCUCUUCACCGCGCUGGCCCGCGAGCUGGCCGCGUACUGCCAGCAGCACGGUUUCCUGCUGCGCGCGAUUGUGGCGCCGACGGUGCCGGCGGGGACGGACCGCGUCAGGCUGUGCCUGCACGCCGGUAACACAACCGACGAGGUGGACGCGCUCUGCAAGACGAUUGAGACAUGGGCGUGUGAAAAGAUGGGCAGCGAAGCGACGGGCGUAGAGGACAUGGAAAAAAGCAUAGUCAAAAGUGAAAUAAGUCGUCUGUAA
Messenger RNA from Cordyceps militaris CM01, 1335 nucleotides. Its product is annotated as aminotransferase, putative. The transcript is spliced from 2 exons. The coding region runs from base 1 to 1335 and encodes 444 amino acids. Gene Ontology annotation, molecular function: pyridoxal phosphate binding; transferase activity. Gene Ontology annotation, biological process: biosynthetic process. The record is from RefSeq and is a predicted model, not a curated record. NCBI's taxonomy places the organism in Eukaryota, Fungi, Ascomycota, Sordariomycetes, Hypocreales, Cordycipitaceae.